Messenger RNA from Cladocopium goreaui, 1749 nucleotides. The record is from the annotation of a GenBank genome assembly. NCBI's taxonomy places the organism in Eukaryota, Dinophyceae, Suessiales, Symbiodiniaceae.
AUGAACUCCUUGCGAUGCGCGAAACCGCUCGCGGGGCUGGCGCGACAACGUUUUCCGCGCAGAGCUGCGCUGGUGGCAGCGCGGAAUACAGCGACCUACAUGUUUCCCCAGAUCAAUCCUCGUACUGGUGAGACUUUCCAAGUCUACGAAGCGAUGAGUGAUGAGAAGGUGAAGCAGAUCAUCCAGAAAACCCAAAACGCAUUUCAGGAGUGGCGCCAGAUUCCCGCAGCGCAGCGGGUAAAGCGACUGGCACCCUUGGCGGAGUUGUUACGUCAACGAGCCGAUGAGGCUGCAGAGCUGAUGUGUCAAGAGAUGGGAAAACCUGUAGCACAAGGAAAGGCGGAGGUGUUGAAAUGCGCCUAUUUGGUCGAUUGGUACGCAAAGCAUGGUGCUGAAUUCCUGAAAGAUACAGAAUAUCCUGCAUUACCUGGUUUCAGCAAGUCUUUUGUCACCUACCAGCCCUUGGGUUUGAUCCUGGCCAUUAUGCCCUGGAACUUCCCCAUGUGGCAGGUGAUCAGGAUGGGAAUCCCCACCCUGAUGGCCGGCAAUGCGGUGCUGCUGAAGCACGCGCACAACUGCUUCGGCAGCGGCCUCUUCUGCGAGGAGCUGCUGAAACAGCUGGAGCUGCCAGAGGGCUUAUUUCGCUCUUUGAUCGUCGAUGUCCCAGAGAUCCAUCAGGUUCUCGAGCACCCCCUGGUGCAAGGUGUAGCAUUGACCGGCUCAGAAGUGGCCGGGCGCGCUGUGGCGGCCAAAGCUGGGUCCUUGUUGAAGAAGGCCGUGGUGGAGUUGGGUGGCUCCGAUGCCUACGCCAUCUUGGCUGACUGCGACCUGGCACAAGCCGCCGCCGCGGUGGUGGACGCACGGGUUGCGAACAGCGGGCAGACCUGCAUCGCGCCCAAGCGGGUCAUCGUGGAGAAACAGGUCAAGGCCGCCUUCGAGGAGCUUGUGCUGGAAAGGGUGAAGGCGAAACAGUAUGGCGUGGACUAUGGUCCCUUGGUGCAUCCCAUUGGUCGGGACCAGGUGGCCAAACAGGUCAGGGAUUCGAUGGCCGAGGGCGCUCGGCUGCUGCAUGGCGGCCCGGAGGUGGCCAAACCUAGCGACGAUUGCGGCAAGUCCUUCUUUCCGCCCACGGUGCUCACCGACGUGCAGCCCGGCAUGACUUGCUUCGAGCACGAAAUCUUCGGACCGGUGAUCGCGAUCAUCGAGGCAGAAGACGAAGCUGAAGUGAUUCGUUUGGCGAACCAAACCAAGUAUGGCCUGGCUGGGGCGGUGUUCACGCGCGAUCUGGAGAAGGGCCAGCGCAUGGCUGUCAAGGACCUUGAGGCCGGGAUGUGCUUCGUGAACGACUUCGUGCGCAGCGACCCAUCACUGCCCUUCGGCGGCGUGAAGGCGUCGGGCCUGGGCCGUGAGUGCGCGGCCUUCGGGAUGCUGGAGUUCGUGAAUGUAAAGACCAUUUGCGUGAAGUGAGGGACUCCUUGUUACUGUGCAAUUUUUUGCUUCAAAACUCAGAUCUUAAAGUCGGUAUGUACCCAGUUUGCAAUAGUUUUCUUUGGCCACAAGAUGUGGCAAGGCUGGAAUAAUCAUGGUGUUUGAAGAUGUGGUGCUUUUGGAAGCCCACUAAGAUGGAUCUUUUGGCCAGACAGCUACUUUAUAGUCGGCCGGCUGGUACAGCUGCAGUGCCCUCGAAUGCAAAACUUCGCAUUUGGGGCUGGUUGACGAGUCUGGAACUUUCACUACUUAUUGCAGUUG